AUGGCGGCCGCUGCUUGCGGUCCACACUGUGGCACAGGCACAAAUGCUACUAAAACGCACAAAGUACACCUGCGGAAAAGUAAAGAUUCACGUCGGAGGCAAGCAGCACUUUUGUUCCUAACCAACAUAUCUUUAGAUGGAAAACCAGUGUACCCUUUAAACAAUGGCAAUCCAUGCCCUAAAGCUGCCGAGCACCGAAGUCUGGACGCUGGAGCUUCCAUGGUCGGACCGUUGUCGACAACGAGCAGCUACGGAACCUUCACCCAGCUGUCAACUUCAGUGAGCGGGGGCGUUACUACUCCUUUGCCGAGGACUAACACCUUUCCACCUGUUUUAUUUUUACCAUCCCCCGGGAUUGGGGGCAUUGCCAGUGAGAGCUUCUUAGAAAGCAGUGGAAAGACAGACCUUUUGUCAUCUCAGGGAUCCCCUCUUUCCCCGACCUCUGGACCCCAGAAUCCCGUUCUUGGAGCUAGCAAGUCGCCUACUCUGACCUCAGUUCAGAGUUGUAACGUUAUGCCUCCAGAUGUCCGUCAAAGCACACAAACCCGGUCAGGCUCUCCUGGGCCCAGAGCAUCCAAGAAGGUCCAUUUCAUCAAGAACAUGCGGCAGUAUGACACACGAGGCAGCAGGAUUGUGCUGAUAUGUGCCAAGCGGUCUCUAUGUGCUGCUUUUUCUAUUCUACCAUAUGGGGAGAGCUAUCAUUGCAGUGACCCCAAACUUGAGCCCCACAGACCGAGGAACUCGUCAGGGGGCGCCCCGGACAUGGUGCCCGGGCUGGAGGGUGUGGAGCUGGGAGCGUUUGGGAAGACGGUGUCAUAUGCCCGUUUCCUGCUGCCCACCAAUGCCCUUGUGAGGCAGAAGAGCAGUGGCCCUCUUGACGCCAACACGGCCAAGUCCUGUAACCGCAACAACGUCCAGAAGAGCUUCACGCCCGCACGCCUCAACAGCACGGCGGAUACGGGUGGGGAUGAGCUGGGCGACUACGACCCCAACAUCCUGAGUGACCCGCAGUGGCCCUGUGGCAAACAUAAGAGGGUGCUGAUCUUCGCCUCCUAUGUGACAACUGUGAUCGAGUAUGUCAAACCGUCUGACCUGAAGAAGGACAUGAACGAGACAUUCAGGGAGAAGUUCCCCCACAUCAAGCUGACCCUGAGCAAGAUCAGAAGCCUGAAGAGGGAGAUGCGUGCGGUGAGCGAGGAGUGCGGCCUGCAGCCGGUGACGGUGGCCAUGGCCUACGUGUACUUUGAGAAGCUGGUGCUGCAGGGGCGCUUCAACAAGCACAACCGCAAGCUGGUGUCGGCCGCCUGCGUCCUGCUGGCCGCCAAGAUCAGCAGCGACCUAAAGAAGCAAGAGGUCAAGCAGCUCAUUGAUAAACUCGAGGAGCGUUUCCGUAUAAAUCGGCGGGAGCUGAUCCCUCUGGAGUUCACCGUUCUGGUCGCCCUGGAGAUGGCCCUGUAUCUGCCCGACAGCAAAGUCAUGCCACACUACCGUCGCCUCGUGCAGCAGGUCUAGAGCCGCAGACUGCCCGCCCGCCCGCCCUGGCACACCCGACCAUGAUUGUUUCCUUUUAAAUCAAAACAGCGAAGGAUCGUCUCAGUGUAAUGUUACGGUCUUCCAUAUCCACUGUAGAGUACUUUUAAAGUCAUAUAAUCAAACGAACAGUCUUUUUUUUACAUAUCAUCUUCGCUGAGCAGCAGACGCCCUAACUGUGGGCACUGAUGGCAGAUAACGCCUCUGAGGCAUCAACAUAUCAAUUUUCGAUGGGAGGGUUUUUAUUUGGUCUAAGGUCUCUCUCAGAUGAUUCAUUGUGAAUGGCACAGACGAGGCCCUGAGACGGGUUUAUUGAUGAGCGGCUGGCGCUGAUUGACUGGUUUUGCUGAUCAGCCGUGAGCGCCGGCAGCACUCUCUUUAAUGGAUCACGUGAGGGAGACCCGUGGCUUUCACCUCCAAAGACCCGUGGUCUGAUCGGCAAUGGCCAGCAGUAAUAUAGGGUCUGCUGGUUUAAUGUUGGUAAAACUCUGUGUGUGUGUGUAUGCAUACGUGUGUGUGUGUGUGUGUGUGUGUGUGUGUGUGCAUACGUGUAUGUUUGUGCAUGUCUUCGAGAGGCACUAUAUGUUUAUACGAGGGAGGUGUAUGAAUGCAUGGAUGCGUGCGCCUAUAUGUGACUGUGAGUUAAACUGUGUGAGUGUGAGAGAGAGACUAUAUGUGCCGAUUGUGAGGUAGGUUCUUUUUUGUGUGCAUGUGUGUUUGAGAUUGAGUUUUGUCUGUGUGUGUUGUUUACAUAGACUAUGUGUGUAAGUGCUUUAUGUGUGUGAUUGUGUAUGUGUGUAUCACAAAGAGAUUAUGUCUGUCUGUGUGUGUGUGUGUGUGUGUGUGUGUGUGUGUAUUAAUGUUUGUGCUCUUUGUGGUGGGCCUCUCCUGGGGGCACGAGUGGCAUUCCGAUGCGUAUGCAGCCAAGCACUCUAUGUUAGAGAUGACAUUUAAUGAGCACAUUCAGCGUGCCGCCUGCUCCCUUUCUUUUGUUAUCGUGUCAUCCGCGCGUCUUUUCGCCCAAAGUCGUUUACUUUGCAGACUGACAGUCUGAACACAAAUGAGAAAUGAGGACUUUUUAAAAAUAGAGCUAUUUUUCUUUACAAUGCUUCAAGACUCAUUAGUAGGUUUUGAAUACCGCUCAUGCACAUAUUUGUUUUUUGUUUUUGUUUUUUUUCCCCCAUGACUUUCAAGAUACCUUUUCAUUAAUAUAAGACCAGUAGCUUUACGUAUGUGGGUCAUUUCUACAGUAUAUAUUACCUUUUACAUUUACGAAAACAACAGACACGUCUUACAUUUUGCACAAGGAUAUCUUAUAAGAGUCAUAGAUAAAAAAGAAAAACUAAACAAAAAACAACAAAACAAUCAGAAUGUUGGAAUUUAUUAACUUUUUCACUGACACAGCUAGUCUUCAAUAUGACAGAAGACUACGGCAAUGUAUGUACUUCAGUAGCUUCUAAUGUGUUCUGAAUGUGAAGUAGUUCCUGUUUUUUGCGACUAUAGACAGUGACUUGUAUUUAAAACUGUGUGUGUGUGUGUGAGUGAGAGUCUUGUGUUACAGCGUGGAUUGUAAACACGGCACAGUAUUCCUCGGCAAAGCUGACAUCAGCAAAUCUUUAACAUCCUGUUAAAAGCACUGUCUGUCGUAUUGGUGAUUUGGUGUAGUUGGAUUUAUGAUAGCAUUUAUGGUUCCCUUAGUUUAGUUAAAAGUACACCAUGUCUGUCCGGGAGUGUGCUUUUGUCUAUUCUGCACUUUUGGAUAUUUUAGGGGGUUAGUACUGUGUCAGGAUGUCAGAGUGAAGACCAUUAUCUUGGAGUGUAUGUCUGGAGCAGACCAUACAGCCACUGUGUACCAAUUAUUCCCUGGAGAUUUUGCACACAGCAGACAAUUUAGCAUAGAUCUGUCCUCCCAUUUUUUUCCUGUCUGUAUCCAUGGUAGUGAGUCAUAAAUAUAGAAACCACUUGGUCGCCACCUAGUGGUGUUGAUGGCAAUAUGUUUUGCCUCUCAUUAUCAAUUCUCCUCUUCUGAUGUCACAAUUAUCUUAUUGCUUUCUCAGGUACUUUCAUAAGGUCGUAUUUAACUGUAAUUUAUUGUAAUAUUUUUUAAAGUUUGGUUCAGCCUAUGACUGACUGAUUAUGCUCCUGAAACAGAGGACUGUUGGUUGGUUUUAUGGGAAGUAGGCGAUGGGAUCUUGUGAAAAUAUGCUUUGUGUUCGACUCAUCAUGUAUUUAACAUGUGUAUUUAUUGCCAACGCAUUGUUUUCCUCUUGAAGUGACAGCCAGUCAUGAAGCAUACACUGUGAGCAUUUUUCUGUAGUGGAAAGUGCCUAAGGAUCCAAUAUUUCAAAGGACGUCAAAAUGUUUGCCGUUGUAAUGUUCUUGUGUGUAAUUUUACUUCCUUGCCUUUGGUUGCAUCUGGUUGUUCUGAGAGCAUUGUGUUAUACUGUCUUGUUGGUAAACAAAUCUCUGUGCAACGGCCUGCAUUUGAAGAGUUUUGAGUUUUCUAUGAGAGAUAGAGGUGAAUCUGACGGCCUUGAGUAGACGUCGAAGCGGUGUGUGAGAUAGAAACACGAAGCUGGUCCUCUGUGCAAGAACACGGUCAAAAGAAAUGUAAUAGAAUUCUGGAUUCUAUUUGUGUUUACCACGGUACGCACCUAAGCUUUAUUUGAAGGUCACUGUACUGUGAGAAUUAUUGUGAUAAGGUACCAAGUCCAUUUAUACUGUACUGCUGAUAAGCAUGGUGUAUGUAUGUAUGUGUGUGUUUGUAUGUGUGUGUGCGCUCUAUUUUCCUAAAUGUAUUUUAGAAAUUGUCCUAUUCAAGUCUGAAUUGAUACAGAGCAUUAUGUUGGAGAAAACAAACCAGCAUUUGUUUUUUUUUGUGAUGCCAUGAGUGAUGCUUUUUUGUAAUUUUCACUCCAUUGUUUCCAAAAUGAAUUAUAUUUUCUGACCGUU
Molecule: messenger RNA, 4482 nt
Organism: Sardina pilchardus (European sardine)
Lineage: Eukaryota; Metazoa; Chordata; Actinopteri; Clupeiformes; Clupeidae
Gene: cables2a
Product: Cdk5 and Abl enzyme substrate 2a
Exons: 9
Coding region: 1-1512 (503 amino acids)
Biological process (GO): regulation of cell cycle
Source: RefSeq, a predicted model, not a curated record